Caenorhabditis angaria is the source of this 5975-nucleotide messenger RNA. NCBI's taxonomy places the organism in Eukaryota, Metazoa, Nematoda, Chromadorea, Rhabditida, Rhabditidae. The record is from the annotation of a GenBank genome assembly.
AUGAUGGGAUUCGAUCUCGACUCGCAUCAAUCAAUGAUUCCAGGGUGAGUGAUUUUUUCAUUAUGGGUAACUGUACAAAAUCUAGUCAUGCACAAAAUAAAUGAAAGAUCCUGAUAUUUCUCAACAAAAAUUAUUAUUCUUGACCAAAUUAUGAUCAAAAUAUACAAAUUUCAAAUCCCCAGGGUUCUUCGCUAAUUAUUUACAAUGCACAAAAACCUUCGAGUUCAAAAUGUGAUCGAUUCUAAAAAAAUCCAAUUAAAAUUGACAUUUCUUAAAACUUGUGACUCACCAACCAAAGAAAAAAAAUAAUACUUUACAACAAUGUUUUUUUUUCAAUUUUAUAUCAUUUUGAUUUUUUUGCAGAAUGGAAGAAGACUGUUGUAGCAAUCGACAAUCACACUUUUUCACUGGUAUGCGACUUUCCGACACUGAUCAUUACGGGUUGUUGGGUGCUGAUUUUUACAAUCAACACCCAACCUUUAACAAUAAUACCACCACAACACAACCAGUUGCGCCAAUCAUACCGAACACAAACAACACAUUGAUGCCAUCGCAUCAACCAAGAGUGUCAUAUUCGGACGAGGAAAUGUAUCAAGCGCUCAACAUUUCGCCAAUCAUCACCACUUCGUUUCAACCAACGCAAGGUUAGUUAGCUAGUUGUAUACUGUAGGAGGGAGAAGAAGAACCUCCCAAAACAUGCCCGCUAUCUUCCAAACAAAAAAAAGGCCAGGUGCGCGAAGUGUAUACUUUUUGUUGCCUAAUCAUCGUUUUUGGGAAGUUAGUGACCUAUGAAUCACUGUAUUCUAUAUACUCGUUGAGAAAAAUGUAAUGGUGUGAAGGGGUGACGUAUUACUAGAAGCAGUCACUUUUACACCAUUUAUGAAGGGAAAGAUUCGUUGAGAAGUUCCAAAAUUUAAAGCUUGUUCGGAAAAAUGCUACAGAAAAGGAUUUCAGGAAAUUUACAAGUUUUUCGAUUUACUUACGAAUGACCGUUAGUAAAUCUUAUAAAACGUUUAGAUGAUAAUUAUAAAAAUUUUAUUUUCCAAAUUCAGUUUUUUAUCUACUUGAAUUUUUCACCUUUCCCCCGAAUUUCAGAUCACCUUUCCUUUUACAACCCUAAAAUAUUCCAGAUUUCUUGCCGACAUUUUCACCGCAUCAUCAACCUCUCCCACAACCGCAGCAAUUACAACAGCAUCACACAGUUCUCGAUGAUUCGGAUUAUUGUUAUCCCUCAACUUCAUCGCUUGAAGAAGCGAUGACACCUUUCGACACACAACAAUACCUUCCACCGGAUGUUAUUUCAUUGGGACCAAGUCCAACUCGAGAUUUGGCAUCGCCAACAUUCUCAAUUCACUCGUUUGCACCGACAACGUCGACAGCUUACGCGGAUGAAGAUUUAGAGGUAAGCUAUCUUUGGAUUACUGUAGAGAGGGCCUUUUACUAAUGCAUUUUUAAUGUAUACAUAAAUCUCACAUUGAACCUUUAUGUGCACUUUAGCUGUGAGCCCGAAGAAAAAUGAGAUUUCAUAUGAAGCUCUAAUGAUGUCAUAUUAGUUUUUGCUAGUUAUUUAUACAUUUCCGUUGAUGUUUUUGUUGUUAUUUUUUUCUGUUAGCAAAAAAAACACACAUAGAGAAGAAGAAAAACGAAGAAACCAAAACCAUAAACGAAAUAUUGUGCAAAAUUGAGAGACGUUCGGCAGUUGUUCUUUUUUUGCUGUGUGUGUGUGCCUCAGGCCUCCCCCUAUGUAUGUACCAUGUUGUGUUCAACCCGCUGUUGUUUUUUGUUGUUCUCGGGGAAAAUAUGGCAAGAGUUGCUACCAUUUUUAGCAAGCUUGCUACCAUUUUUAGCCAGCUUGCGACAUUUUAUGUAGCAAGCCUGAAGCAAGCUUGCUACAUACGUGUAGCAAGGCCUUGCUACUUUGUCGCAAGUCUUGCGAACGCAUACGCGAGGUCAUUAAAAAUCGCUGGACCUCCUAAUAAAAAAUGUAGAGAACAGUAUACCAAGAGACUAUUUAUUGAACAUUUAAUAUAUAAGACAAAACGAUUACAAAGUUAUACUUUAAAAAUUCGAUAAAAAUGUAUGUUUUCUUGUUGUCGGUGUUCUACAAUUGUAGCGUCCUUGAGAUGUUGCUUUGAUGUCGAAUAUGAACUCUGAAAUAAUAUAUACAAUUAUAAUAUUAUGGAUUGCUUCAAUGUUUCAUAGGUUAUGGAUUGAAUAUUGUUAAGGCACAGGCUUUCAGACUGCGCCUAUUUGGGCUUGGGAUAGUUUUUCGAAAUUAUAUAUAUUGUUCAUAGAUUCUUCUAAUUUGAGCAUGCUCUUUUUCAUAAAAUACAGUUUUUUUUUGCGUCGCAGCCAGGCUUGUGUGGAAAAUAGGUUUUCGGAAAAUUUCGGAAAACUGUGCUUUUCCGAAUCCAUCAGGUCGGAAAAAUUUUCCGAAGUCAUUUUUCCGAAUUUUAUUUUCGGAAAAAAUCAUUUUCCGAAAUUAUCUGUCGGAAAAAUUUUCCGAAAUUUUCAUCCGGAAAAUUUUCCGACUCGUAUUUUUUCCGAAAUUUUCCCAAAAAGUCGGAAAAUCGGAAAACGCAUUUCCAUUUUCCGCACAAGCCUGGUCCCAGCCCCUUUAAAACCUACUCACAUCAUGUGAGUCACAUGUUUUUUUAAUAUGUGAGUACGUUAUUAAAAUAUGAAAAAUAUUGUAGUCUAUCUCCUCUUUGAAAACAUGAAAUUAUUACAAUUUAACUGACCUCAAAUCAUUGCUCAAAAAAUACUAUUUUUAUCGAUUUGUGUAGCCAUGAUCAAUCGAAACGCACUCCAACUUGAUGAUUCGGUUCUGAUCCUACAAAUGAAACUUUUUAGAACAUUUUCGCAAAAGGAAUUCGAUUGAUUAAAAAUAAACUCACUCAGUAUCUUUCCCACACUGUUGAUCCAUUUUCCUUCUUCCAAAAUUGCCUAAUUUGUCUGUUGACUCACCAUCCAACCGAUCCUAAAAUAUUUUUAUUGAAAACAUAAUAACCAUACGGAAAACAGCGAUUCAGAACGUUAUAAACGUUUCCCACUAGGCUCAUAAUGUUAAUCUCUCAAAAAAAAUGCGUUGAAAAUAAACUAUUCACUUCGAAAUCGUGUAAAAUAGGGAAAACAAAACAAAAAAAACAAAAUUAUUUUUCUGGCUACAGUAAAUGUGCCAAGCGAGGCUGAAAACUGACGCAAUUUUCUCCAUAUCGCAAGGCUUGCUACAUCAAAAAAGGAUCCAAAAAUGUCGCAAGACUUGCGACAUAAGUUGGCAACUCGAAAAACAGCGUGUUUUUGUGUAGCAAGCUAGCGACAACACCAAAAUACGUAGCAAGCUUGCGACAGGCUUGCCAUAUUUUUCCCGAGUUGUUGUCCUUGGAUGUGCUCUCAUACUCAGUAAUUUUUUUGAAAGAAAAAGAAAAAAUAGAAAAAAACAACAACGAAGGGGAAAACAAAAUAUAUAUAUAUAUAUCUAUAGGGGGAAUACUGAAAAUGCACUCAUAGUUCAUAAAAACUUGUUUUUCAGUUAUUUCAAAACAACAAAAAGUUCAAAUUUUUGCAGGUCGAACUAAUCAACAAUUCGAAGCAAACCGAGCGUGAUGAUUUGGCUGACGAACUCGAUAUAUUUUUGCACAGUGGAACAUCGGAAGAAUUCCGAUCAUCAAAGGUUAGCAAUUAAUUAAUUCCCAAAAAAUCAAUAGCCCCUUCUUAUCUCCCCCUCCCAAUUCUCCUCACCUCCCAUAUAGCUAGCACAUCUGCGUCUCUAACCCACUACACACAUACGCUAGAAAAACACAGACUAUAAAGAAGUUCUUUUUUUUGCCCAUCAUUAUAUUUCAAAAAAUUUCAGGACACUACAUAUUCGGAGAGCAGUAGUGGAAAUCCGACGCCAUCUUCAAGGCCUGCUUACGCGAAAAAAUUGUCUGCGUCCCUGGCAGCGCAACAGCAACAACAAAAAGAAAAAGAACAACAGCAACAAAAAAAUAAUACGAUAAAAGUUGCGGCGACGUCACCGUUGUUUUUGCAAACGUCACUUGAUCCAACCGGAUUUACACCUUGUGAGUUUGAAGAUUAGCCAAUUUUUUGUUAUGAUUUUUUUCGCAGUGGACUAGAUUAGGAGAGUUUCUAUAGUUCUUGAAAUCUCUAGAUUUUUUUCGAAUUUGUUUUUGAUUAUUUUUUGAGUUAAAUAGAAAAUACUAAUAUGGAUUUUUUUUCCGAACUUCGGUUUUUAUCAAAAAAUUUUGUUGAUAAGUUAGUAUUGUGAAAUUUUUCAGUGCAAUGUUUCGAUUUUUGAAAUUCAGAAAAUUUUUGAAUUCGUACCUACAAAAAUGUCUAACAAAUUGUAAAUUAGUUACAAAUGCUUUCAGAAUAUUUCAAUUUUUCAUAAUAUUCCUCGAAGAUCAGUAAAUCAACGUUACAGUAAUCCCCAUUUUGAGCGAAAUCUGACUCCAAAAAAAUCCGCUCCCCGUUCCCUUUUAACUCCGCCUCUUUCCUAAAUCAAUAAUUCUUUCAGUGCUCACUCCAAAAUCUGACGCUCUUCUUCAACGCAAAUUAAGCGAAGCAAGUCAUCAACAAAUCUACAACACAACAGCCACCACAUUAAGACGUGAUUCAUAUCCGAUUUCAAAUUUACCGCCAUACGGUAAGUGCUCAAACAUUAUGUCAAUAAGUUUUUUUCUAUCAUUGUGCAUUUUUUCAGCAGUUCCUUCGACUUCCGCGUUCAAACGACCACUUGUUCCGUCGGCUAUAAGUAUUAAAGACUAUUGUGACGCAACCAGCGGGUUUGACAAAUUCAAACCACUUUUUCCAUCGGAUUACGGUAUGUUAAAAGGGAAAUUAAUUGUUUACUUUUAGAUAAUAAUAAUAAUAUAUUUUUAGAUUUGAGCUCAUCGCUUCAUUCGACGCCCGAAAGACAAAGUACAUCUAGAGAUCGAUCAUUUUCAAGAGAUAUAACAAAAGUCGAAGAAGAAAUUCCAGACAUCCUAUCAGAUAUUGAAAUCGACGACAAGAGUGAGGAAUUAGCUGUAAACGUUGUUGAAAAACUUUUUGUUGGUCCCGGAUAUUCAAACGAGGAACCGUGUAGCUCAACAACAUCUGAAGAACAAUUCCGAAGCUCUUCACAACAAUCAACACAUCCACCAUCAGCCAAGAAAAUCAAAUUCCCACGCUGCUCUUUGGAAGGAAAGAUGGAACAAUUAAAAGAGAAAUCAAUUAAAGAAGAUGAUGUUUUAGAUGAUUGGGAGACUGCAGAUGAUAAUGAUAUCACAGAAAGAGUAAGUUUACCUGAUUUGGAUGUUUCCAAAAAUAAAUUGUGAUAAUUUCAGAUGGAAAAAUUACUCAAAGAUGUCGCAAAAACAAGCAAAAAGAAAGAAAAAGUGACGGCAAUGAUGAAUGCUGCAUCAACUCCUUCAACAUCUAAUUGGGAUCCGAAUUAUCUUCCAAAUUUUUUGGAGAUCUAUGGAAUUCCAGAAUAUAAAAUGCAAGAAGAUGUUGUUAGAACAUUAGAAAAUAUUGGGUACGGUGAUUCGAAUGUGAAAUGGAUCGAAAGAAAAAUUGUGUUGGUUGCUUUUGAGAAUCCGGCAAGAGCAAAAGCAAUGCUCUCAAUGCCGAGACAUGAUUGGUUACGUGUUCGAGCGUUGAUUAAUUCGCCGAAGAAUGUGCAAGAUGCGGCAAGAGAAAACGAGAAACGAAUGUUUAUGGGAAGGUGAGCAACAUUUGAAAAUUUAUAAAGCACAAUUUUGAAUUAUAAGAGACCUGAUUAAAAAUAAUAUAUGUUUUUUUUUUCUAUAUUUCACACUCUAAAUAUACUUUUUUCCAGAAAAAAACUGACAAAUGCAUCAGUGGCUCGGAGAAUGGUCGAAAGCCAACUUGGCAUGAGAUCCAAUAUUUCUCAAGAACAACGAUUAUUGGAACGGCAACAGAUUGCUGAUGCUAGAAAGGCCAAGAAAAAUGCGGUGAAAUGGGAUUGA